Peromyscus eremicus (cactus mouse) is the source of this 7479-nucleotide messenger RNA. RefSeq lists its product as uncharacterized. The transcript has 6 exons. The record is from RefSeq and is a predicted model, not a curated record. Lineage: Eukaryota; Metazoa; Chordata; Mammalia; Rodentia; Cricetidae. Bases 1 to 7479 code for a protein of 2492 amino acids.
AUGCACGUGGAGACUUCCAAGCAACAAAAAAGAUCUCUAAAACAGAUCCGGAAACUCAGAGUUUCACGGUUCGAAGAAACAGAGAUGAACGUCAGUGUAGCUGAUCUGACACGUAUUUCAGGACUUACUACCGACUGGACCCAGGAAUAUGUACUCUGGUCAAUAGACAGGAGUCUUCGACAGAUCUUCCAACAUCUGGAUAAUGCAAGAUCAACACUUAUGGAGCUGAAUGUUUCAGAAUCCCAAGAUGUGACUUCUUCCUCCGACUCUGACAUUGUGGUUCAGGAGAUUGUCCCACCCAGCUGUUACUGUAAAAAGGGAAAGACUUCUACUGACUACAGCAUGUCCUCUGCAUCAUCCAACAACAGCUCGAGCCUGUCUUAUCUUCCCAUGUUUCCUGAAGGGACAGCUUGGCAAUUCCAGAGCGAUAGUGGACCUGUUUCCUCCCAAAAGGAACCAUUUAUGCCCAGGAGCCGUGGCACAUCCCUGCCUACUUCUCAGCUGAUAGAUUCUGAGAAAUCAGAUCUUUCUCUGAAUUUGGCAGUUCUUCGUCCCUUACAAGCAAAAACUUCCUUCAUUAGCUGUAUUUUAGAAUCCUUAGAUCCUUGGGAACAAGAGAAAACAAAAGAUAAGGUUUCUACUUUGGGACAACAUGUGGUGCCUCUGCCUGUGAAGAAAUCCUGGAACACACUCAAUCAUUUCAUGGAUGUACAAGGAGUCCCUGAAGAAGAGCUCCCGAAAACUCAGUUACCUAUACUCAUCCCUCAGAGUAUUGAGCAAAAUACCAACACAUCUCCAGAUCUCCCAUCAUUUCAUCUCCACAUGAACAUUGGGGUGAAUUCUCAAGUCCAUAGGACGGAAGCAAUCAUUUCACAGCCAUUUCCCUCAAACAGGCAGUCACAACCCGAGGAUGACCGCCAAGAACUUAGAUAUAAUCCUUUAGUUAUAUCAAUGGGCACACCAUCUCCCAGAAAUUUAGGGGUUAACAUAAUUCAGGAAGAACAAGCUUUAGUGAAAAAGGAUUCAAAGCAUGUGUUAGAGCCGAAUAUAGAGCAGAGGGUCAUAGGUCUUCCAGAAAAAAGGGUACAGACACAUAAGGCGCAACUAACUAAUGUGGAGCUGACACCCAAGAUACCACGUUCAGCCACUGACAGAAUAAAGGUCACUCCAUUGGCAUUGUUUCAGGUUAUGGACUUAAUGGGAAUAACCCCAAAAUCACAGUCGGAGCUGAUAGACUCUGUGGGGUUUUCCCCAGAGCCGCCAAAUCAAGCAGAAACAGUGAGUAUAACUCCUCAGCCAUCGAAUCAAGUAAUUGAACGAAUAAAAGUAACCCAUCAUCAGCAUCAAACCACGGAAUUAAAGAGCAUGGCCUCAAGACUGAGUCAAGUCACAGAUAACCUGGAGGUAACUCCUGUGACAUUGUUUCACGUCACGGAUUCCAUGGAGAUGAUUGACAAAUUAAGUCCACAUGGCAUAGAACCAGUAGGAGUAGCCCCACAGCCACAAUACCAAGUCAUGGAAUCAGUGAAGAUGGAUACAUUGCAUAACUAUCAAGCCAUAAGACCAGGAAGUAUGAGUCGAGGGCCACAGCAGACAGUUGUGGAAGCUGUGGAAAUGAUUCCCCAGCCUCAGCAUAAAGACAUGGGAACACUGACCAUGACCUUGGGGUCACAGAAUCAAGCCUCAAAACACAUCAGGAUUACUCCCAGUCCAGUACAUCAAAAUGCAAUGGAAAUUAGCUCAAGUGCACUGCCUGAAGCCACUGAAGAUACAAAAGUGUCUCCAGUGGCAAAACAAGCCAUGGAUGUCAUGCAGAUAUUUCCACUAGGACAGCCACACAUUACUAAAUCUAGGGCUUUGAUCCGAGGCUCACAGCCUCCAGCUGAAAAUUUGACCCCAGUGUCAGCUCAACCAGAUGUUCCGACUACUACUGUCCUAGCAGGAACUGUAGAAUCUAGAAGCGUACCCCCACAGCCACCAUCUAAAGUACUGGAACCAUCAGGAAUGACUGAUGACCUACUACCGUCAUGUCAGUCCCUGCAUGCUCUAAAGGUGACCCCGCCAGUCCAGGCAUCUCCGACGGGAAUGAUCACACCACUACAAAUUGUAGAGCCUCAAACUAAAGAGUCUCUGCAAUUGACUUCUGGGUUACAGGGUCAAGUUGAAGACUCCGUGGGGACUACGCCACAACCUCAAGGCACAGAGUGUGUGUCACUGACUCCAAAGUCACAUCAUCAAAUAAUGGAAUCCAGGAAAACAAUCCCAGCACCACCAGAUCAAGGUGCAGUACCUAUAGGAAGGGGCCAAAAGCAUCAAGUUCCAGAAGCUGAAGUAGUGCCAGUCAUACCACUGCUUCAGGAAAUGGAAUAUUUCGGGGGGAGCACAAUCCCACAGACUAAGGUUAGGGAUUCAAUGGACUUUCCCCCAGAACUACUGAAUGUAAAAUCUGAGCACCUAAUCCCAGAUCCAAGAUUGCAAAGUGUGAAAUCUGUGGACAUAACCACAGAUUUAGUCCCACAAAUCGAAAAAUAUGGACCACCAACCUCAACAGUGUUAUGUAUAGAUUUGGCCCCAGAACUGCAUCAGCAGAAUACACAAUAUGAGGAAUUAACCCCCAUACCACAACUGCAAAGUGAGACAUCUGUGCCAUCGGCCCCUGAGUCUCAGUUUCAAGAUGUGAAAUCUGGCCAACUGACAGUUGAACCACAACACCAAAACAAAAAGUCUGCUCGGUUGGCGGCAGGUCCACAAUUGCAAAAUAAUAAGUCAGUACAUUGGAUGCCCGAUUAUCAGUCUCAAGGAAUGGAAGAAGCUCUUUCAGCCCUAUCACAGGACAUACAAGGAGAUAUAAAAAUGGUGGAGUUGACUCAAAGCACCGGCUCUGAUAAGAUAGCCCCUGUACCAUUGCUUGAGGAUACAAACACUCCAUUGGUAGAAGGUAGGAAUCUAAUUCCUGAGGCACUGGUGGAGAGUAUGGAAGUUGGUGAACUGAUCCCAAGCACACACUUUUAUGCAACAAAAUCUUUAGAAGCGACCCCCAAACCAAGUUAUCAUUUCCUAGAACCUGAAGGACUGACCCUACAACAUCCAGCCUCAGAAGCAAGAGUGACCUCUGAACCUUGCCAGCAGGUGGAAGAAUCUGCUCCGUUGCCACAAUCAUCAUUAGGGAUGACUCCAGCACCAUUGAGCCAGACCUCAGAAUCUGUGGAGAUGAGCUCACCACCACUCCAAGAUACUCUUGAAUCUGGGACCCAAGUUGUAAAAGAGAUGGAAGAGACUCCAGAAUCAGGAAGUGCAAUUAAAGAUACUCUGGAUUUGCUGCUAGAUUUAGAAGUGCAAACUAUGACCUCAGGAGUGAUGGCCCCAGAGCCACAGCCCCCAGAUGUGAAGUUUGUUCAGGUGCCUCCAGAACUGUGUGCAGAAGUUACUAACCCAUCGGAAAGAACUCUGAAACCAGAACAUGAAGACACAGAGACCUUCAGAUUGACAGUCUCUAAAGUCGAUGAUACCCAGGGAACCAUCAUAGACCUGUAUUCAGAAGUGAGAUCUCUGGAGUUUAGUCUAGAAUCAGGAGUGCAAGGUGAGAAAUCAGAGUCCCUUGCCCAAAAUUUGAAGUCUGCAGAAGUAAUCACCGAACCACCCUUACAAGUUGUGGAACCUACAGGACUAACUGCAGGACCCAAACCACAUAUUAAAGAUGUGAUCCCAAAGCCACAGCUCCACGAAGUAAAGUCUAGGCAAAUGGAUAGAGAAUCACAGUUGCAAAAUGAGAACUCAGUAAAUGUAAUACAACCAUCAUCUGCAGCAGAGGUAGAUCCUGAAAAGACAAAACCAGAGCCACAUCUACAAAGUUUAUCACCGAAGCAAGGGGAGAGUCCCAUGACUUUUGCACCAGGGAUGCUGUUUCAAGAUAAACCUAUGGAGGUGUUGCAAGGGCCUCAUCUACAAGAUGUAAAACCCAAGGAACUGACUUCACGGCCACAAACACAAGACAGCAAACGUGUGAUCAUCUCAUGUCUGAAGCAGCAAAGUCUAAAACCUGUGAAUAAAGCCAAAGCACAAGGGAUCCAAGGAGUAAAAUUCAUGGAUUUAGUCUCAACACAACAGUAUCAAGGGAGGGCACCCAUGGAUUUAACUCUUGAGCCCGGACAGGAUGACCACAUAAGCACAGCAGAGUGGAAAGGUGAGCUGUUCAACCGGCUGAACAAACAGUUGGAGUCAGAAGGUAUGUUGUCUAUGGGGUCAGAUCAAGAACCCAAACCUGCAGGUAGAAAACCCAUACAGCUCAACUCUAAACUACAAUGUAAAGAUACACCCUCAUUUGAAUUGGCUCCUGAACCAGUUGUUCAUAAUGUAAAAGCUCAAGAGGUCCAAUAUGGGCCACAGGUGCCGAAUAUGAAACCUUGUCCAUUGACUCCAGAAUCACAGGUGUACCAAGUGAAAGACUUGGAGCCAAUGUUAGAGCCACCGCUUCAAGAUGGGGGAACUGUGGCACUAAAUACUGAACCACAAAUUGGAGGUACAAAAUCUGUGCAGUGGAUUCCAGUAUCUGAGUUUCAAAGGGAGAAAUGUAUAGGGUCAAACUUUAGGUUACAGUCUCAGAGUGCCAGCCCUACAGAAUUGAAGCCGUCUACACAACGGAGAGGUGUGAGGUCAUCUGAAUUGACUGUCAGGUCAAAAAUUCAAGGAGAAAAAUCCAGAGAGUUUCAUCUUGAGUCACAGUUACAGCAAGUAAAAACCUCUCCGUUAGCACUAGGGCUGCAGAAAACUAAAACUUUGAACUUAACUUCUGAGCCACAGCCUCAAGGGAUCAAAACUGAUCAGCUAAACAAAGAGACACAGGUAGAAAGUGUAAGAUCCAUCCAGUGGACACCAAGACCUGAAUUCCACGGUGUGACAUUUUUACAGUUCAAUAGUGGGUCACCAUCUCCAGGUGUCGAAUCUACAGAACGGAAACCAUCCAUACAGCUGAGAGGUGGGGAGACAUCAGAGAUGGCUCUAGGGCCAAAACCUCAAGGAAAAAAAUCCGUGGAUUUUAACCUUGGGCCACAAGUACAGUGUGUGAAGACCCCUGAGUUGUCCCCAGGACCACAGCUACAAGACGGAGAAAAUAUCACAUCAACCUCAGAGCUACAGUCUCAGUGUGUGAAAAGUGUGGCAUUACUUCAGGGACCACAGCUUGAAAAUACAAAAUCUGUUCUUUGGAUACCACUGUCGGACUAUCAAGUUAAUAGAUCUACACUGAAUCUUAGGUUACCACCUCAGGAUGUCACAGCUAAAGAGUUAAAACCCUCAGUACAACUAGAUGUGAAGACAUCCGAUGAGUUGACUACGAGGCCAAAGUCACAAGGUAAACAACCUUCCGGGUCAACCCAGGAACAUCAGUCUCAGAGGUCCAAAACUACUGAUUUUAAAUCUGAGCAGCAGUUUAGAAUUAUGAAAGCAUGUGACCCAACCUUAAGGUCAAAGAUCAAUAAUAUAAAAUUGACAUUCAAACCCAGGUUUUGCUUAGAAGACAGGAGCUCUCCUGGAUUAAAGCCUGGAAUACAGCCUCAAGAAGUGAAUCCCUUAGGGUCAUCCCCAGGAACACAGCCUCAAACUGUGACACCUUCAGUGUUUAAACAAGAGUCACAGUCCUCAGAAGUGAAAUAUGGAGCAAUAAGUCAAAGGCCACAAUCACAAAACAAUGUAGAGUUGAAAUGUGAAAAAUCUUCUGAGUUGGCACUUCAGACAAAGCCUCGAGGUAUGAAAUCUGAGAAGAGCUCUGGGCCCCAGUGGCAAUGUGCAAAAUGUUCUGACUUGACACCUGAAACAGAGUCCCCAAAUAUGAAAUGUACUAAGUUAAGUUGCAGCUCACAGAUGAAAGGUAAACCAUGUAUUGAGUUAGCUACGGGUACCAAAACUCAACGUGUCAAACUAGGCUGUAAACCUGGGCCCCAGUGGCAAGAUAUAAAAUCUAACUCAUUUCUGAGGACAAAGCCUCAAGAAAUGGAAAUGGAAGACUGGGAAUCAGGCCCGCUGUUACAAGAUCUGAAAUCUUCAAGGACAAUCAUGGGUAUAAAGGUCCAUGAUGUCAUGUCUGUGGACUUUGGUCCUGGACCACACUUACAAGGUAUGACCUCUGAAGUCAUUACAGGGAAGAGGGUUCAUGGUACGAAAUCUGUAGAAGACAAACCUAGUUCAAAGUUACAAAGUAAGAAACAUGAUUUCACCCCGAGGAAGAUGUUCUUAGGUACAAAAUCUGUAGAGCUGGACUCAGGCCCCCCUUUACAAGAUUUGAAAUAUCCUGAGCUGAUCAUGGAUAUGAAACUUCAAGGUGUGAACUCUAUGGGACAACAUGUUACAAGUAUAAAAUCUUCUGAGGUGGUAACACAGAUAAAAUCCCAAAGUGUAACAGCGGUAGACCUCAAUUCUGGACCACAGACACAAAAUAAAAAGCCGUCUGAGUUGGUUCAAGGGAAAAGGCUCCUAGCUAAGGAGUCUGUAGAGUUUAAUCAAGGCCCAAAGUUACAAGGUGUGACAGUGGAGUCCAAGCCCCCAAAUGGGGAAUCUGGGAAGUUAAACUCAGAUGAGAAAUAUUCUCAGUCAAUUCUGGGGACAAAGCUUCAAUAUGGAAGAUCUAUGGAGGUCAGUCCUGGCCUAUGCUCACAGAGUAUGAAGUCUUCCGAAGUGAUUUCAGAGGACAAACUUCAAAAAGAGAAACCCGUAGGCUUUGUGUAUCAGCCACUGUGGCAAGAUGUAAAAUCUUUAAAAUGGACAUUUGGUAAGGCACUUGACAGGGAACCUUUGCAGUUGGAAACCGCUCAUUUACAGGACAGGAAAUUAACUAUGUUAACAUCAGAAUUACAUCUUCAAGGUAUGAAACCUGAGUCAGUCAACUGUGGAUCAGAGUUGAAAGGUGUGAAGUCUGAGCCCACAUAUGUCCACACAAUGAAGGAUACAGGGAUCAAUCAUGGUUCAGAAUCACAGUUUGUGGGAUUCUCUAAGCAGGCCUCAGACUCAAAGAUUUAUAGAGUGGUGCCUUCUGAACUCAAUGCCAGAAACCAGAAGCGAGAUCGGAAGUCUCACAAAUUAAGUCAAAAGCAACAACUUCAAAAAAUAAAACAGAUAGCGUUCAGGGAUGAGCCACAUUUACAACAUAUCAAGUCAUCAGAAUUAUGUACAAAGCUUCAAGACCUGAAAUCUAUGGAAUUCAAUUCAGAGCAACCGUUGCAAGAUGUGAUAUCUUCUGAGUUGGGCCUGGGAAUAAGUCCUCAGUCUUUAGACGUCAACCCUGGGCCACAUUUGCAAGAGAUAAUACCUUUUGAGGGGCGCACAGAAACCAAGUUUCCAGAUGAGCCAUCUCCGGAAUUCAAGCGUAAGCCUAGACUGCAAGCAACAAUGCAUGAAAUCGACGGAAUUUACUUCAGAGCCGAAGUGGCAAAGUGUAAACCAUGUGAAAUUGUCAUCGGUGUCUCUGCCACAAACUGGAACCUCUAG